AUGGUUGCUCCUAUUAACGAAUACACACUUGAGGAGAAUACUGUUUUUUCCAUCGUGGGUAAGGGCCUCAAGCUGAACACUGCUGCCGAUGUGCAAGAAUUUGUUGAUACCAUCCGUCAAAUGGACGACCUUCAAGUCAUUAAAUUGAGUGGAAAUACCAUUGGUGUUGAGGCUGGUCAAGCCUUGGGUGAAGCAUUAAAGACCAAGACGCAGUUAAAGCAAGCUCUUUUAUCCGACAUCUUUACAGGCCGUUUGCUGUCCGAAAUUCCUCUCGCUCUCAAGGCCCUGUGUGAUGCCUUUGAACAAGUAGAUUUGUUAGAAUUAGACUUAUCCGACAAUGCUUUCGGUCCUGCAGGUGCUCAGCCUUUGAUCGACUUUUUAUCCAACACAAAAACCCUUCAAACAUUGCGUCUCAACAACAAUGGUUUGGGUCUGGGUGGCGGUGCCAUGAUCGCUCAAGCACUUCAAGCCAACGCUGAUAACGCUAAAGCAGAGAAUCGCCCUAGCUCUCUUCGCACCAUUAUUUGUGGACGCAAUCGUCUCGAAGAUGGAUCCUCCAAAGCCUUGGCCCGUGCUUUCUCUUCUCAUGGUACCUUGGAAGUCGUCCGUAUGCCUCAAAACGGUAUUCGCCCUGACGGUAUUCGCACCAUUGUAGAAGGUCUUCGUGAUUGUAAAAACUUGCGCCACCUCGAUCUUCAGGACAACACAUUCACCGUCAAAGGAUCCAAAGCUUUGGCUGCUGCUUUGCCUAGCUGGCCCAACCUCGAAAUCUUGAACGUCUCUGAUUGUUUAUUGAGCAAGAAGGGUGGUGCUUAUGUGUUCUCUGCUCUUGAGCGCGGUGAAAACAAGCAAUUGAAGGAAUUGCUGGCUCAAUACAACGAAAUCCGUGCUGAUGCUGUCCAAAUUUUAGCUGCUGCUAUCAAAUCACACUUGAACUUGCUCGAGAAACUUGAAUUGAACGGUAACAUGUUUGAAGAGGAUCAUCAAGUGGUUGAGAUCUUGAGAGAUGCACUUGCUACUUGGGACCAUGAGGAUGCUUUGGACGAGUUGGAUGAAAUGGAAGAUGUCGAUAGUGAAGAAGAGGAAGAAGAAGAAGAGGAGGAGGAGGAGGAAGAACCUGAGCUUGUCAAGGAGGCCGAGGAGGCUGAAGCCAAAGAACCUACAAAGGAUGAAAAGUUAGAUACAAAGGCAGAAGACGAAUUAGCCGAGAAGCUGGCCGAGACACAUAUCUAA
Mucor velutinosus is the source of this 1233-nucleotide messenger RNA. RefSeq names its product WD repeat-containing protein jip5. NCBI's taxonomy places the organism in Eukaryota, Fungi, Mucoromycota, Mucoromycetes, Mucorales, Mucoraceae. The record is from RefSeq and is a predicted model, not a curated record. Gene Ontology annotation, molecular function: small GTPase binding; GTPase activator activity. Gene Ontology annotation, biological process: nucleocytoplasmic transport; activation of GTPase activity. Gene Ontology annotation, cellular component: cytosol; nucleus; perinuclear region of cytoplasm. The coding region runs from base 1 to 1233 and encodes 410 amino acids. The transcript is spliced from 2 exons.